This is a messenger RNA of Rhineura floridana, 1373 nucleotides long. It is a transcript of the gene GAR1, whose product is annotated as GAR1 ribonucleoprotein. Bases 246 to 986 code for a protein of 246 amino acids. Gene Ontology annotation, biological process: snoRNA guided rRNA pseudouridine synthesis; ribosome biogenesis. The record is from RefSeq and is a predicted model, not a curated record. Gene Ontology annotation, molecular function: box H/ACA snoRNA binding. NCBI's taxonomy places the organism in Eukaryota, Metazoa, Chordata, Lepidosauria, Squamata, Rhineuridae. The transcript has 7 exons. Gene Ontology annotation, cellular component: box H/ACA snoRNP complex.
AUUGUCGUAAAGCGGAAGCGCGGAGAUCACUCGGCCGCGUGUUUUACGGCAGGCUUGGGAUUGGUUGGGCCGCCGCCAGACUCGGAAGCGCUGCUUGUUUGAGGGCAUCAGAAGUGGCCGGCUCGUGAAUCGUUUGAGGAAGAGGGGCUGCCACGUGGGAAAGAAGAGCGGUGUUAGGUGGGAGAGCUAAGUUGUGAGGGUUGCUGCCGGCUUGAGGUGUCGUCAGCUGGAAAAGGAACGAAGGCAUGUCAUUUCGAGGACGAGGUGGUGGCAAUCGUGGCGGCGGUGGCAAUCGUGGCGGCGGUGGCAAUCGUGGCGGUGGUGGCUUCAAUCGUGGCGGUGGUGGCUUCAACCGGGGCGGUGGUGGCUUCAAUAGAGGUGGACGGGGUGGUGGAAGAGGUGGAUUUGGCCGUGGAGGUGGUGGACGAGGAGGCUUCAACAGAGGCGGAUAUGACCAAGGACCCCCAGAAAGUGUAGUCAUCCUGGGAGAGUUUAUGCACCCUUGUGAAGAUGACAUUGUUUGCAAAUGUGUAACUCAGGAGAGCAAAGUACCUUAUUUCAAUGCACCUGUCUAUUUAGAAAAUAAAGAACAGAUUGGGAAAGUGGAUGAAAUCUUCGGGCAGCUCAGAGACUUCUAUGCUUGUGAGAAGAAUUACACAUCACUCAAUAUAAUCUUUCUUAAUCAAGUCAAACAGUAUUUUUCAGUCAAACUGUCAGAAAACAUGAAAGCAUCUUCCUUCAAAAAGUUACAAAAGUUUUAUAUUGAUCCAGCAAAAUUGCUCCCUCUGCAGAGGUUUUUGCCAAGGCCUCCAGGUGAGAAAGGACCUCCUAGGGGUGGUAGAGGAGGCCGUGGAGGAAGAGGAGGUGGCAGAGGAGGAUUUGGCAGAGGUGGAGGUGGUUUCAGGGGUGGCAGAGGUGGUGGAGGGUUCAGAGGAGGACGAGGUGGAGGUGGUGGUGGCCGAGGAUUUAGAGGCAGAGGACGAUAAGUGAAGCUCUGGGAAAUUCCAAGUCUAUGGCUUCAUCUUUAGAAUAUGGGAGAUGUUUUAUGAACUCGAAUGCUAUAAACUGGACUUCUUAUAUAUGAUUGUCUCAGGGACUGAAAUACUAGCACAUUCGUUCCUCAAUUCGUUUCUACUAAGAUGGGACAGUUUAAGAAGAUCGAUAUUUGUCUUGAAAUCUGCUUGGACAUAUUGUGGUCCUGACAUGAAAUGGAAUGUUAUUUUAAACUCUUUUAAAAUGAGCUAUUUUUAAAAAAGUCAAAACCUCAUAUUGAAGUUGGGAAACCAGUGAACCUGUAAACAAUAAUUAAAAAGGUUGCCAGGCCAUGUACAGAUCUAGUUUUUUGUAAAAAGAAAAAAAGAAAGGUUUUUUAA